UUUUUGUUUUGACACCGUUAUUGUGAAGAGCUCUUCACACAAGUCCAUAAGAAAGGACACAGUCGUCAUUCUACACUACGGUUAAAAAAUACAGGUGACGAAAUGGCAUCGGACUCCCCAUGCCGACCUAGUCGCUGUGCUGGAGGGGUUCUGGUGCGGGCACAAGCUGCUACGGAGCAGUCUUACAUGGAAAGUGUGGUGACCUUCCUGCAGGAUGUGGUACCCCAGGCAUACACUGGAGCUCCGCCCACUGAUGAAAAAGAGAAAAUCAUUUGGGUUCGAUUUGAGAAAGCUGACAUCAACGACACCGCCCGCAAUCCAGAAUUCAUGGAGAUGCACAGUGGAACUACUGACCCUCCUCUUUGCCUCAUGAUUGGCUACACUGACGGGAUGCAGCUCUGGAGCGUAUCUUUGGCAGGCGAGGCCCAGGAGCUGUUCUCAGUACGCCACGGUCCUGUUCGAGCGGCGCGCAUCUUGCCAGCUCCUCAUAUCAGUCCUCUGAAGAUGGACAGUUUUGCUGACAAGAGACCUCUGCUGGGGGUGUGCAAGAGCACGGGUUCCUCUGGGACAAGCCCUCCCUACUGUUGCGUUGACCUGUAUUCUCUACGGACGGGGGAAAUGGUCAAAUCAAUUCAGUUCAAGACGCCCAUCUAUGAUCUCAACUGCAACAAACAUAUUCUUGUUGUGAGCCUACAAGAGAAGAUUGCUGCCUUUGACAGCUGCACCUUCACGAAGAAGUUCUUUGUAACAAGCUGCUACCCCUGUCCAGGCCCCAGCAUAAAUCCAAUAGCUUUGGGAAGCCGCUGGCUAGCCUACGCUGAGAAUAAGUUGAUCCGGUGUCACCAGUCCCGUGGAGGAGCGUGCGGUGACAAUGCACAGUCCUAUACAGCUACAGUUAUCAAUGCUGCUAAAACUUUAAAGACAGGCCUGACAAUGGUGGGUAAAGUUGUCACGCAGUUGGCAGGCACCAUUCCAGCAGGUACUCCGGAUGAGGAGGGCACACCUCACAGUGUGAUCCGCCGCAGCCCCCACAACCCAGGGGUGGUCACCAUCAUCGACACACAUAGUGUUGGCGAAGGACAGGUCUUGGUGAGUGAGGAGUCGGACGGAGAGGGAGUGGUGGCUCACUUCCCAGCUCAUGACAAACCCAUAUCCUGCAUGCAAUUCAACCCCAGCGGAAUGCUGCUGGUGACUGCAGAUACUCUGGGCCAUGAUUUUCACGUCUUUCACAUUCUGACCCACCCAUGGGCGUCAUCACAGAGCGCUGUGCACCAUCUUUACACCUUGCAUCGAGGGGAAACUGAAGCCAAGGUCCAAGACAUGUGUUUUAGUCAGGACAGUCGCUGGGUUACCAUCAGCACCCUUCGAGGCACAACCCAUGUAUUUCCCAUCAACCCCUAUGGCGGUGCACCCUGUGCCCGCACCCACAUGUCACCUCGGGUGGUAAAUCGGAUGUCUCGCUUCCAAAAGAGUGCCGGCUUGGAGGACAUUGAACAGGAGCUGAACAGGGUAGCUGCGUUUGGAGGAGGAGCAGGAGUUGGAGGCAUCGGAGGAGGUGGCUGCAUCCUGGGAGGAGGAGGAGGAGGCAUCGGGGGCCGCUGUAGCCCCAUACCUGGCAUGUCCAGCAGCCCCUCGGGGUCUCCACUGCAUGCCAAGCUGAGCAGCCAGGAUUCAUACAACAACUUCACCAACAACAACAUGGGGAACCCGCGGCUGGCCCCGCUGCCGAGCCUCACCGUGGUGCUGCCUCUGGCUCAGAUCAAACAGCCCAUGACCCUGGGCACCAUCACCAAGCGCUCCGGCAAAGCCAAGCCGCCCCCUCAGAUGUCCCCGAGCAAGUCCAGUGGAGGAGAGUUCUGCGUGGCCGCCAUCUUCGCCUCAUCUCGCUCCUGGUUCAUCACCAACCCCAACAUGAAAAGAGAGAAAGAUCCAUCCAAGCAGUCAGUCAUUGAGUCGUUGUACAUCAUCAGCUGCUACGGAACAAUGGUGGAACAUGUCUUGGAGCCUCGGCCAAUCAGCACUGCUCAAAAGAUUAGUGAUGACACACCACUGGAGCUCAACACCUGCCCAAGGGCCUGCUGGAAUCUAGCCAGGACUCCACAAUGGAAUGAGUUGCAGCCACCCUUCAACUCCAACCAUCCCUUGGUGUUGGCCUCAGAUCUGGUGCAGUACUAUCAGUAUCUUCUGGCUGCGAUGCCCCCAGGAAGCCCCGGCCCGAUCACCCGCCACGAGUCGUCGGACAGCCUGGCGUCAGACCACAGCGUUCCUGAGGACGAGGAGUGGCUCUCUCAGGUGGAAAUUGUGACCCACACAGGGCCCCACCGACGCCUUUGGAUGGGCCCACAGUUUCAGUUCAAGACCAUUCACCCUUCAGGCCAGACCACCGUCAUUUCCUCCUCAUCCUCCGUCCUUCAGUCCCAGGGUCCCUCUGAUGUCCAACAGCCCCUGUUGGAUUUUGACACAGAUGACCUGGACCUUCACAGUUUGAGGAUCCAACCGGUACGUUCAGAGCCAGUCAGCAUGCCCGGCUCCUCCAGGCUGCUAGCUGAUCGCAGAGGGCAGGCCAACAUCAUGGACUCAGGAUCAGGUCAGUUUGAGGGGCGCGGCGUGACCCUGCUGGAGGUGUGUGGCAGCUGGCCGGAGAGCUUCGGCGUGCCGCGUCACAACUAUGGCUCCGUGGACGCCAGCGACGAAGGCCUCCGGGAGAGACUGGCCGACGCCAUGUCCGAGUCCCCCUCCAGGGAUAUAGUGGGAUCUGCUACGGAGCUGCAGAGAGAGGGCAGCAUCGAGACCCUCAGUAACAGCUCGGGCUCCACCAGCGGCAGCAUCCCCCGCAACUUCGAGGGCUACCGUUCCCCUCUGCCGACCAACGAGGGCCAGCCGCUCAGCCUCUUCCCCACCAACUUCCCCUAAGAGUCCCACCUCUCCCUCGGGAAGAAGCACCACCGUCCCCCCCACCUGCCUGCCUCCCCCCCCUGUCCCUCCACACAGCAUCACACUGAGUGCAGAAACCAAAACGACGUGUGUUUCUCAGUAAAGUGUGUUCUUCUCAUACAGUUCGCCACACAUUAGUUAAAUGCAGUUCUUUAAUGAUUGGGUUGGCUGCCAUUGCUUCUGUAGUUUGUACAUACUUCCAUUCAUCUUACAUUUGAAGAUGUAUUCAAAAUGUUCAUGUCUUGGCGAAAACACUGACAUUAAUGUAUUAUACACACUUGAAAACUUAUUUGAAGCUUAACGGCCAUCGUUCGGGAGCUAAUCUAAAGUGCAGGAAAAUUGAAAGUGCCAAUUUACAAUGUGCUUUCAUCUCAGAGUAUUAAGUGGCAUCUGUGUUCAGGGAGGAUUUUCCUUUAUUUUUAACUGAGCAGUUUAAUCUAACCAUCAGGAGCCGUCCUGUGUUUGUGCAGCUGAUGUUUCCUCGUCAUUCUUCGUGUGUUUGAAGUUUUACGGUGUGCCUAUUGUCUGAAGGAGCCAUGAGAAAGGCUGCGCCGCCGGCAGAGGAGGAGUGUUUAUUCCAGGCAGUGACGUGUAGCAGCUCCUCUCCUCUCUGCUGCCGCUCCUCUCAUGGCCACUCACUACAUGUUGCUGAUUACAUUUGUUUUCCUCUCAGGCCUUUGAUUAUCAUGAAAUCACAUUUGACAAAAGAUGCAGUAAUUAGAUGACACUGUUACUACAUUUCUGAAGUCAUUUAGAUAUUUACAGUGUUGAGAUAUCUUUUUGACAUCAUUCAGCCUUUCCACAUUUUAAUUGAGCAGUUUAAACGUCAUGCUGUAUUUUGUACAUUAGCAACUUUUGACCAAAAUAUUUUCUUGCUUAUAGAUAAAGAUCGCUAAGAAAGUGUAUUUUCAUUAAAUGUUUUAGCUUCGCCCAUAGAUUUGAUAAUCAGAAAUGACUUUAUAAAAAUGAGUUUGUCCUGAGCAGAUAUGAAAAGUAUUUACAGUCCAAUUUUAAAAUAUAUUAAAUAAUAGUUUACAAUCACAUGUCAGUGAGUGUUGUGAGGCGGCUGCAUGUCAUGUUGGCAUGCAUCUACUUGUUUUAAUUCAUGCUUGUUGUUGACGAUAUGUCAAAUACUUACUUUGUUUCCCAGCAUUCAUGCAAGAAAAAGCAUAAUAAAACUCAAGGAAAUGGAACUGUCUGUCUUUUUU
Molecule: messenger RNA, 4142 nt
Organism: Trematomus bernacchii (emerald rockcod)
Lineage: Eukaryota; Metazoa; Chordata; Actinopteri; Perciformes; Nototheniidae
Gene: bcas3
Product: BCAS3 microtubule associated cell migration factor
Exons: 24
Coding region: 103-2913 (936 amino acids)
Biological process (GO): autophagy; response to starvation
Cellular component (GO): cytoplasm
Molecular function (GO): protein binding
Source: RefSeq, a predicted model, not a curated record